This is a messenger RNA of Paraphaeosphaeria sporulosa, 2536 nucleotides long. RefSeq lists its product as uncharacterized. Bases 302 to 2371 code for a protein of 689 amino acids. Gene Ontology annotation, cellular component: nucleus. The transcript has 3 exons. NCBI's taxonomy places the organism in Eukaryota, Fungi, Ascomycota, Dothideomycetes, Pleosporales, Didymosphaeriaceae. Gene Ontology annotation, molecular function: chromatin DNA binding. The record is from RefSeq and is a predicted model, not a curated record.
AAGAGUUUGCGCUCGGAUCUCUAAGUGCGGUCGGGUCGUCUUCGGUACAGUAUCCACAAAGCUCGCCGCCUCUUCGCGUCCGUGACCCAACCCGCACCGCGAACCCAACCUCACCUCACCGCGCCGGGCACGUCAACACGGCCGCAUGCCCAACAAGUCGCGCACCGCCCCGCGACUCGGAACCCUCCAGCCUCGCGACAGCAACAGCGCGCCCCGCGCCCCAUUGGCCUGGUCGUGAUCUCGACGCGACGACGAGCAACUACCCGCGAGCUCGGCCGCUCGCUCCUCGCCGACGGCUGGAAUGUAUUCUGUGCACCAGUAUCCCGUCCAGACCAUGUCCAACGGAGCUAUUGGGAACGGUCUCAUCAUGGACCCCUCGGGCACCAUCAAUCCCCAGGCCCUGAAUCCUGCAGAUGUGCUCGGAGGAGCCCAGCAAAACGUCGCACAACAACCGACUCGGGGCAUCAAACGUAGCCGCACGCCAGAGGACAGCUAUGCCGAUCUAACCACAGGCGAGAAUGGAGACGAUGAUAGCAGCCGCAGGAAACGCGGCCGACCACCCACGAAACCCACGAAGGUGUCCUUUGCUGAGAACGACAACCGUGGCUCGCAUCCCCCACAGACCCCUUCGUACAAUGCGGGAGCCCCACCAGUCCAAACGCCACAGCUACAGGCUACACCGCUCCCGCAAGCGUCUCCGCCCCAGGCAUCGCCUACAGCCAAAUCCACUCCUACCAAGUCUACCGUCAUCAAGGCACUUCCUACGGUUAGGGACCACACAACUGAUCAGCUGAACCCCGAGGGAGACGAGUACCUGCCCCGUGAGAAAGACGAGGCUGGCGAGAACAAGGUCACGCCGACCGGACACCCGCUCGACGGCAGAGAAUACCGGUGCCGCACUUUCUUCGUUCCCAACCGAGGGAACAAGCUUUUCAUGCUCGCAACCGAGUGCGCACGUAUUUUGGGAUACCGAGAUUCGUACCUUCUAUUCAACAAGAACAGAUCGCUGUAUAAAAUCAUUGCGACGCAAGCGGAGAAAGACGACUUGAUUCAUCAGGAGAUCCUUCCAUAUUCGUACCGAUCACGCCAAAUUGCUAUCGUGACAGCACGUUCCAUGUUCCGGCAAUUCGGAAGCAGGCUUAUUGUCAACGGACGGAGAGUGCGUGACGACUACUGGGAGAGCAAGGCUCGGAAGCAAGGGUUUACCGAAGAAGACGCGGCAGGAGAAAAGAGACCUGGCGCUGCGAGGGCUCGCGAAGCAGCCGCAGCUGAAGCAAGCCACGCUGGUGGUCAUCUCGCUUUCGCUCACACUGGAGCCUACACCGGCAAACUAGACCAAGACUACCUAGGAUCAGCUGUGAAUCCAUUGCAACCGUUCGGCGGACUAACGCCUGCGCCGAACACGAUGCCUACAGCGAACCCGGAACCUUUUGAGCAGCGGGGGACUACAGAUUUGCAACCGCGAAACUACGCUGGCGUUCAACGUCCGCGACAUGAAAUGUCCGGCGUACCAUAUCAGGACGUCACGCGACCCACACCUUCAGGGGAGAUCUUGAAUCAGGCUGGUCAAACCGCUGAGUACAACAAGCAGCUUGAACAACAGAGGAAGAACCGCAAGCAAUAUCUCGACGACAUUUGGGCGAGGCCACACGAACCACCGCCACCCACUGAGCGCCCAGGCACUGCGGAUGCUAACAAUAUCACCCAAGCUGUGCAGGCAACGCAGUCACCUCAUAUCCCUUCUGCAAAUACUGCGGUCGGUGUUGGCCAGUAUGGCAUGGCCGCUCAGACACCACAACGGCCUGGUCAAGUCGCAGGCGCUACCCCAUACCGACCGCAGCCGCAUCCCCAAGCCAUGAUGCCGUCACCUAUGGCACAGCAACAAACCCCUAUGAGGCCGGACCAGAUGCAUCGGCGUCCUCCAAGCAUGAACUUGCCACAAGGAAUGAAUCCAGCUGCGAUGGCACAGGCAGGUAUGAUACCCAACGUCGGGCAAAACCCAGGCUAUCCACCGCAGCACAUGUGGCAACAGGCGCCACCGCAGCCAUCACCACUCUCCCAGCAGCACAACAUGCAAGCGUAUGCCCGCCCGCCGCAACAAAGUCCUCAUCCUCAACAGUCGCCGAUGCACGCAUCGCCGCAGCUUCAUCAUACACAGAGCAGCGGUUCUAUGCACGGCACGCCUGUGCAGCAGUAUCAGACUAUGAACGCCAUGGGGGAUCCAAACUUCUCCGCAAUGGGUCAGAAUCCUUACCAACCGAGCCCAAGUCCUCACCAGUUUAUGCAGCACCAGAGCUCUGCUACACAGCAGCCUGGCAUGCCAGGUUGGGCACCGAACCAGCAGCCUCAGCAGGGUUGGCCGACAUACUAGGCGUACCAUGGCUUAUUGCCAAAGCCUGAAGUUCCUGAUCCUUUCUGGAUCAAGAGGAACACCGAGCAACAAGCAUAUGUUUAGAAAGCAUCUUGUCGCCCGUACUUACCGGUGGACAGUGGCCAGUGAUCAACUUUGGAUGCCACACCAAUUGUGUCAAAGCGC